Eruca vesicaria subsp. sativa (arugula) is the source of this 213-nucleotide messenger RNA. The record is from the annotation of a GenBank genome assembly. NCBI's taxonomy places the organism in Eukaryota, Viridiplantae, Streptophyta, Magnoliopsida, Brassicales, Brassicaceae.
AUGGUAAAGGCACGGCAGAUUCGUCUCUGUUCAAACUCUGCGUUGGCUAAACCUCCACACCACCACCACAGGAAGGAGAAGCAGUGGUGUUACAUAGCGGUGUCUCCGGUCAAGCGUGGUGCAGCGGUGGUUCAAGCCGGUGAUGGGGUGGUGGUCGUGCGGUUGAGAUGCGAGCGUCAUGGUCGGCGGAUACUGAAGAAGAAUGUAGUUUAG